Molecule: messenger RNA, 1391 nt
Organism: Soboliphyme baturini
Lineage: Eukaryota; Metazoa; Nematoda; Enoplea; Dioctophymatida; Soboliphymatidae
Source: the annotation of a GenBank genome assembly
AUGCCCAUCGAACGAAGUGUCGAUGUUUGCCAAAGAAAGUUUGCCAGUUUUAACGAAAGCGUUUCCGAUGCCUGGGCCGUAGACGAGGCGGCGGAGGACUGUUUGAUCAACUCAAGUGCCGCCCACAGUUCCGCCCAGUCGGUCCUUCAGCAACAUGCGACCCUGUGCAACGCCUAUCGGCUCAACGGUCGACCUCACGGCAACAGCAGUCUUUGCCGCACGCGCGCGAUGCAACGACUGGCUAUUCAGAAAGAACCACUACCUCAGUCUGCCGUGACGUCAACGAAUAAGAAGAUUGACAUCCAAUAUGCAUCGCUUUAUCCAAAACUGCCCGAACUUGACUCUGGUCGUACUUAUCAUAGUCGUCAGUGCCCGUGUGAGAAUUUGGAAACUGCGCGUCAGGCGAAGAUCGAACACGUGCUACAGAAGGACAGAUUGGCUAACGCGGAUGUUGAGGAACUGAAAAAGGAGUGCUGGAGAGGAAUCUCACCAAGAUUGCGACCAAGCAUCUGGCGGAUACUUUCAGGUUAUGCGGUUUCAAAUGCAAGGCACGAACAGUCGAAUUUGCGCCGAAAGCGUGGUCAAUACUUUGAUCUGGUCGAGGCGUAUUUCCACACGAGGUCAUCUGACGAAUACAGAGAGACGUUCAGACAGAUUCAGAUCGACAUCCCUAGAAUGUCGCCCCUUGUUCCGCUGUUUCAGCAGAAGGUUGUACAAGAGAUGUUCGAACGGAUUUUGUACAUCUGGGCAUAUCGUCACCCUGCCAGUGGCUAUGUGCAAGGCAUAAACGACCUGGUCACCCCGUUCUUCAUUGUGUUUUUGUCAGAACGCAACGGCGAGGACAUCGCUGACCUCGACUUGCUGUCGAUGAGCGACGAAGAGCGCAACGUCAUCGAGGCAGACAGCUACUGGUGCGUGUCGGCUUUGCUGGACACCAUCCAGGAUAACUACACCUUCGCUCAGCCUGGCAUCCAGAAAAAGGUCACGAAAUUGGAAACGUUGGUCAGCAGAGUGGACAGUGCCUUAAACGAGCAUUUGCGCAAAAAUCAAGUCGAAUACCUGCAGUUUGCGUUCCGGUGGAUGAACAAUUUGCUCAUGCGAGAGCUGCCGUUGUCGGCAACGAUCCGGCUUUGGGACACGUACCUGUGCGAAAACAACGGCUUCGCCGAAUUCCAUCUGUACGUAUGCGCCGCGUUUCUCUGUUACUGGUCGAAACAGAUCCAGGAACAGCACGACUUCCAGAGUAUCAUGCUGCUCAUCCAAAACCUGCCCACACAGCACUGGGGAGAAGCGCAAAUCAGCGAACUCACCGCCAAGGCGUUCAGUCUAAUGUACACAUUUUCCGGGGCGAAAAGUCAUCUUUCUGUUACAUCGACAAAACCGUCGUGACU